Molecule: messenger RNA, 2164 nt
Organism: Oncorhynchus gorbuscha (pink salmon)
Lineage: Eukaryota; Metazoa; Chordata; Actinopteri; Salmoniformes; Salmonidae
Product: zinc finger protein 16-like
Exons: 3
Coding region: 214-1869 (551 amino acids)
Biological process (GO): regulation of transcription by RNA polymerase II
Molecular function (GO): DNA-binding transcription factor activity; RNA polymerase II cis-regulatory region sequence-specific DNA binding
Source: RefSeq, a predicted model, not a curated record
AUCCUUUCUCAGUAUGUACGGAAGUAAACUAUGACCAAGAACAAUUUACACAUGAGCGUUUUUUCAUUGUUAUUUGGACAUUUAUAAAUACCAUGGAACUCAAAAUAUGGCUCAUUUAACUGCGCAGCAUCACAUCCCCCAUCUAUUAUUGAAUUCGCAUUAGAGACAGGACUUGGUUGCUAGACGUUAUCUUGGUAUCGCUAGCUGCUAACAAUGGCUAACUGUAUGGUUUUUCACACUCAAAUAGCCUCCAUCAUGGAGGUGUUAGCAAAUACAGCCGUGUCAGAGAUCUGUAAACUCGUAGACGACGACUAUGCAGUGUUUCGUUUGGAAAUAACUCAAAGCCAGAAAGAAAACAGAGGAUUGCGGAGGAAACUACUGGAAAUGAAGGUGUCACGGGAGCGCGCAGAGAGAACAAUGCGAGAGCGCGUCCUCGCCAGUCGUCCCAGUAGUGUCAAGAUCCUCGACCGAUACAGAGGAAUUGCAAGAGGACAUCUCACUGGAGGCCACAGGAACUUUGUGAAGCCAGCGGGGCACAAUACAUGGAGAGAUGACCAACCAAUCACUCUUGAUGAGGGGAGUGGAAUCUCAACCCAGCAUGUUAUCAUGAUCGAGUCUGCAGAUGGAGAGGCUGCAGGUACUGGAGGAUCGUGUCUGGUCAAGCAGGAGAGGACUGAAGGAGACGACCCACAACACAGCAGAGAAAUCCAGACUGUAGACACGGGGCACCAUUCCACCACCGCUAUGCCCCAGCCCAGGACCAGACGCAGCAUCACGGCAGUCAGUGGAAUGCAGAACGCCGUCCUCAAGUCCGAGACAGACAAAGAGACUUUAACUGUAACCAAAAGGCUUUUACACACAGGAUCUGACUACAGGUCAGACCCACAGAGACUGAGGCUGGGGCCACUGGGCUGUCCUGCUGUUCCUGGCUCAGAGUACUUACCAUUAUUUCGUCAGAGCCAGAUGACGGAUCAUUCCUGUGGAGAUGGUGAUCGUGACCCGUUAGACACAGGCAGUGAUGAUCCGUCUUGUUCUUACUCUACAGAGCUGGACCCAGGCAACAUGCCCUUGGGUUUAGAGACACAGACUGAUAUGUCUAGAGGGGACUGGAACCGGUACAGUAGUAGUGUAUACUUCGAAGGGUGCCUAGAUAAGAAAGGGCAGGGUCUAGUCGUAGAUGAAUUGAAAGUGGAGGGCGACACUCCUCCCACACGGAAUGGAGAUCUUCACCUUGGAGACGGACACUCACAGGGCAGAGAUUUCUUAGAUUACAGGCAAAGCUUAGAGACAAAUCCAAAUGUCACAAACCACUGCACUUUACACACAUUCAGGGAUGGCGACCCAGUAUCCACGUCAAUGGGACCUUCCGACCCACACGGCUCAAAUGACAGGGCUAGAGCCCAGGCUCAGGGAGGGGAAGCAACAUCAGGCAAUAGUAAAGAUAAACGGUUCCUCUGCAUGUUCUGUAACAAAGGCUUCAGCUGCCUCCAGAAGGUGGAGAUCCACCAGAGGGUCCACACAGGGGAGAAACCAUUCAGCUGUACCCAGUGUCAGAUGCGUUUUGCCCAGACUGGUGACCUAAAAAGGCAUCAGAGGGUCCACACGGGGGAGAAACCAUUCAGCUGCCACCUGUGCCGGGCUAGUUUCUCCCACUCCUCCAGCCUGAAAAGGCACCAGAGGGUCCACACAGGGGAGAAACCCUACAGUUGCCCCCAGUGUGAGAAGAGGUUCUCCCACCAGCACCAUUUGAAGAUGCACCUGAAAGUCCACACGGGAGCGAGGUCGUUUGCCUGUACACACUGCGGGAAAAGUUUCUCAGAGAGGAGCUACCUCAGAAUACACCAGCAGAAAAAACAUUCCAUUCUAUAACAUAGAAAGUAACCAUUAUGCUCAAAGUUUAGAUCAAACCUUGCAAAGAUUAAUUUAUUGUUGUCAGCAGAAAAAAAACAGAUGCAUUUGGUAUAACAAGAGUUACAGAUUUCAGUGUUGAAUAUUCCUGAGAAGAAUAUUGCAUCUAGACAGUGUGUGAUAUAUAAUAUAUGCAGUGCCUUCGGGAAGUAUUGAGACGCCUUGACUUUUUCCACAUUUUUUUACAUUACGGCUUUAUUCUAAAAUGGAUUAAAUUAAACAAAUCCUCAGCAAUCUACACACAACAACCCAUAAU